Messenger RNA from Westerdykella ornata, 1326 nucleotides. RefSeq lists its product as uncharacterized. Gene Ontology annotation, cellular component: nucleus. Gene Ontology annotation, molecular function: RNA polymerase II transcription regulatory region sequence-specific DNA binding; DNA-binding transcription activator activity, RNA polymerase II-specific. The record is from RefSeq and is a predicted model, not a curated record. NCBI's taxonomy places the organism in Eukaryota, Fungi, Ascomycota, Dothideomycetes, Pleosporales, Sporormiaceae. Bases 216 to 1043 code for a protein of 275 amino acids. Gene Ontology annotation, biological process: regulation of transcription by RNA polymerase II. The transcript has 2 exons.
CCCCCCUCCAUCCCACUUGCAGCCUUUCUCCCCGGCUCUCGCUUUUGUAUUACUCAUCUGACGCAACCACCUACCGAGUACGCCCUCCGACCAGCGAGCUGUCUUCGACCAUCGCAGGACACAGACAACAGGAGUUACAAGAUCCAACGGCCCGGCUGCACACACUUGUCAACGACCUCAUUCCUCCUAGGACAUCCUCCUUCCUGUCCACCACCAUGUCCGACUUCCCAGCACGUCGCGGUGUAAACGUCUCCCAGUACAUCGCCCAACUGAACACGGUACCCUCAGCCGACGACACGUUCGACUCUCCACCCAACUUCGAAGAGGACCUGGCCCUCUUUACCAACUCCGAGUUUGUCAACUGGGACGGCGGUGACAAUUUCGACGUAGCCCCAGCACCGGCCCAAGGCUUCAACAUGAAUACUUUCGACCAGCCUGCGGGCACCGACACGCAGCUCAACCUCAACUUCAAUGGCAGCUUCGAUUUCGACUUCACCAGCUUCCAGCAUCCCAUCGUGGACCAGCAACCCAUGCCCUCAUUGCAGCACCCCCAACCUCAAGCCUACCCCAUUCCACCCAACUUCACCACCUCCCCCACCAGCGGCAACGGUUCUCCCAUAUCGCCCGGCUUCUCCGACGCCGGGAAGAAGCGCAAACACAGCCACAUUGUCGAACCUCAGCAACCUCCGUCUCAACACUCCAUUGACGAGGCCGCGCGCCUGGCUGCAGAGGAAGACAAACGUCGCCGCAACACGGCCGCCAGUGCGAGGUUCCGCAUCAAAAAAAAGCAACGCGAGCAGCAGCUGGAGAAGACGGCCAAGGAGAUGAGUGAGCGGGUCAGCGUGCUCGAGACAAGGAUUCAGCAGCUCGAGACGGAGAAUGCGUGGUUGAAGGGGCUGAUCACCGAGAAGAAUGGCGGCAAGGCGUCGGGUGCGGAUGUCGCGGCUAUGCUGAAGAAACAUGAGGAGAGUGCUUCCGGCGACCGGAUAAGCAGCAACCGCAACGAUGGGGUCGGCACCAAGACCGAGGGUUCCAAGGCCUAGGCCCAAAUCAUCAGUUUCCUCUCUCUCCUGUUCACCUUUUUUGGUUCCUGGUUUCUCAGUGGUCGGUUUGAUAUUCAGCGUUCCAGCAGUUGAGCGGGUCAGCGGGUCAGCCGUGCUGCAAGCAAGAAGUUCGAGUCCGGGUGUGGUGGUACAAGGCGAGCAAUGGUAUCGCGAUAUACAGGUGCCGGCGGGCGCGCUAUGCGUACAUAGAUGACGUACACGACUGGAUGGGUGGAUGAUGCUACGUCUAAUACGAUGAUUUGCUUUUUCGGGGCUGUUACAA